Molecule: messenger RNA, 201 nt
Organism: Echinococcus granulosus
Lineage: Eukaryota; Metazoa; Platyhelminthes; Cestoda; Cyclophyllidea; Taeniidae
Exons: 2
Coding region: 1-201 (66 amino acids)
Source: RefSeq, a predicted model, not a curated record
AUGACAAGGUUACCAAAGACCAGACACCAGACACCGCCCACCAAGAUGGCGGCCAACGGUGGUGUGCGUGAACGCAUGCAACAGGAUGAGAAUUCAGUCUGCAGUGGUAGACCUUCUAGCUUCUUAGCAGUCAAGACGUCAGGUGAUUUAACCACCACAGACGACCAGCCCACAAUAAGACUCAUUCCUGUCGGCUCCUGA